GAUGUUUCACGCGAAACAAUCAAUCAUAGUUUCUCUAUACCUCCUAUAUAGUAUACGCAUCCUCAGAAAAUGGUGCAUUUCCUUUGCAUUCUGUAGUUUUUAUUUCAUUGAAAACUUCACUCGCUGAGUCACUCCUCUCAGUCCUCUGUGGCAUUGCUUCUUCUCAACUAUGAACGCUCUAGCAGCCACCAACCGCAACUUUCAACGUGCAGCUCGCAUUCUCGGCUUGGAUUCCAAGCUCGAGAAGAGUCUCCUCAUACCCUUCAGAGAAAUCAAAGUUGAAUGUACGAUCCCGAAAGAUGAUGGAACUCUGGUUUCCUAUGUCGGUUUCAGGAUCCAACAUGAUAAUGCUCGUGGUCCUAUGAAGGGAGGAAUUCGCUAUCAUCCUGAGGUUGACCCAGAUGAAGUGAAUGCUCUAGCUCAGCUGAUGACCUGGAAGACAGCUGUAGCUGACAUUCCCUAUGGAGGAGCAAAAGGUGGAAUCGGCUGCAACCCGAGGGAUCUGAGUAUCAGUGAGUUAGAACGUCUAACUCGGGUUUUCACCCAAAAGAUACAUGAUCUCAUUGGCAUUCAGAGGGAUGUUCCCGCACCUGAUAUGGGAACUAAUGCACAGACCAUGGCAUGGAUUCUCGACGAGUAUUCCAAAUUUCAUGGGCAUUCACCUGCAGUCGUGACAGGGAAGCCUAUUGAUCUUGGAGGUUCAUUGGGGAGGGAGGCUGCCACAGGGCUCGGAGUGGUUUUUGCAACUGAGGCUUUAUUUGCUGAAUAUGGGAAGUCAAUUUCUGAUCACAAAUUUGUCAUCCAGGGCUUUGGAAACGUGGGCACAUGGGCUGCUAAGUCCAUUUUUGAGAGAGGAGGAAAGGUGAUUGCUGUGAGUGACGUCAGUGGUGCUAUCAAAAACCUAAAUGGAAUUGACAUCCACGCCCUUCUGAAACACAAGGAGGACAAUGGAGUCUUGACAGACUUCCCAGGUGCAGAAGGGAUGGAUCCAAAUGAAUUGCUGGUUCAUGAAUGCGAUGUCCUUAUCCCUUGUGCCUUGGGUGGAGUUCUGAACAAGGAAAAUGCUGCUGAUGUGAAGGCAAAAUUUAUAAUAGAAGCAGCAAAUCACCCCACUGACCCUGAUGCGGAUGAGAUUUUGUCCAAGAAAGGAGUCAUUAUAUUACCUGAUAUUUAUGCCAAUGCUGGUGGAGUGACUGUGAGCUACUUUGAAUGGGUUCAGAAUAUUCAAGGUUUCAUGUGGGAUGAAGAAAAAGUGAACCAUGAGCUGAAGAAGUACAUGACCAGAGCUUUCCAGGACAUCAAGGCAAUGUGUAAAAUUCAUAACUGUGACUUGCGAAUGGGAGCCUUCACUCUAGGAGUGAACCGUGUUGCCCGUGCUACCCUUUUGAGGGGUUGGGAAGCUUAAGGAGCUACUUUCGUUGGUUCCUGUUAUUUAUCUACCAGAUGAACCAUUGCUUAGUCUUGCAACUGAUAAAGUAGGAUUUUACAUGGCUGUGGUUUUCUUACUUUGUUAUCGUAGUGCUAGUCGAGCAAUUUAGUGUAGUCAUGCGAAACUUGCCAAUAAUACUUUAUUCUCGCCAUUGGGUCCUGGGAAUAAUAUAAAACUACAGCCAGAUUUGUUUAGAAAGUGUUGAUGCAUCGUAGUUCUUGUAACAAAGUAACUACGUGUUUCCGUUAUAUUUUUA
This is a messenger RNA of Cajanus cajan (pigeon pea), 1685 nucleotides long. Its product is annotated as glutamate dehydrogenase 2. Gene Ontology annotation, biological process: L-glutamate catabolic process. The record is from RefSeq and is a predicted model, not a curated record. Gene Ontology annotation, molecular function: L-glutamate dehydrogenase (NAD+) activity. Gene Ontology annotation, cellular component: mitochondrion. Lineage: Eukaryota; Viridiplantae; Streptophyta; Magnoliopsida; Fabales; Fabaceae.